This is a messenger RNA of Fraxinus pennsylvanica, 705 nucleotides long. NCBI's taxonomy places the organism in Eukaryota, Viridiplantae, Streptophyta, Magnoliopsida, Lamiales, Oleaceae. The record is from the annotation of a GenBank genome assembly.
AUGGCCACUCAAAUGAGCAAAAAACGAAAGUUUGUGGCAGAUGGAGUGUUUUUUGCUGAGCUGAAUGAGGUGCUAACGAGAGAGCUGGCGGAGGAUGGUUACUCAGGGGUGGAGGUGAGAGUCACUCCCAUGCGCACCGAGAUCAUCAUAAGGGCCACUCGAACUCAAAAUGUUCUUGGUGAAAAGGGGAGGAGGAUUAGAGAGUUGACAUCUGUUGUUCAGAAGAGGUUCAAGUUUCCUGAGAACAGUGUGGAGCUUUAUGCCGAAAGAGUUAACAACAGGGGCUUAUGUGCUAUUGCCCAGGCUGAGUCACUACGCUAUAAACUUCUUGGAGGGCUUGCCGUUCGCAGGGCCUGCUAUGGCGUUUUACGAUUUGUUAUGGAGAACGGAGCAAAGGGGUGUGAGGUUAUUGUUAGUGGAAAGCUUAGAGCUCAACGUGCAAAAUCAAUGAAGUUCAAGGAUGGCUACAUGAUAUCCUCGGGCCAGCCUGUGAAAGAGUACAUCGACUCUGCUGUGAGGCACGUUCUUCUUAGACAGGGCGUUCUUGGUAUCAAAGUGAAGAUCAUGCUUGAAUGGGACCCGAAAGGCAAGCAGGGUCCGGUUAAACCCUUACCUGACCUUGUCACGAUCCAUCCACCUAAGGAGGAGGAGCUAUACAUCCCUCCUGCUCUAGCUUCAACAGAUGUAGAGAUUCCAGUGGCAUAA